This is a messenger RNA of Dromaius novaehollandiae (emu), 2701 nucleotides long. It is a transcript of the gene XRCC3, whose product is annotated as X-ray repair cross complementing 3. Bases 830 to 1942 code for a protein of 370 amino acids. The transcript has 8 exons. Lineage: Eukaryota; Metazoa; Chordata; Aves; Casuariiformes; Dromaiidae. Gene Ontology annotation, cellular component: Rad51C-XRCC3 complex; replication fork. The record is from RefSeq and is a predicted model, not a curated record. Gene Ontology annotation, molecular function: ATP-dependent DNA damage sensor activity; ATP binding; four-way junction DNA binding. Gene Ontology annotation, biological process: telomere maintenance via recombination; resolution of mitotic recombination intermediates; double-strand break repair via synthesis-dependent strand annealing.
CACGAGGUGCGUGCGCAGAUAGCUUGUGCGCGCCGUCGUCUGUGUGAGAGCGGCGUUUCGUUUAGCGCUGCCGUUAGCGGUCCUGCUGCGGUUAUAGCAAGGGCGAAUUUCUUUGUGAGGUUGCAGGGGUUUUUCCUUCCCGUUUAUAGCUGUAAAGUCGCGUAACUUACCGACUGACGUUUUUCAGAUAAGAAUAAAGAACAGCCCGUUUGGACCGGCGCGCGGUGCAGAGGGGAGGCUGUAACGUCUCUCUUGGUCUCUGUGGCCCUCCUGUUCCCCGAGUUCAUACCGAUUGUCUUCUGCCACAGCCAGCUCUACUGGAAAUGGAAAAUCUAGGCACUCGUCCCUGCUUUAUUGGUUUAGAGUUUAUCCAUUUAUGUGUCUUUCCUAUGCCUCCAACCAUAAACACAAAUCAGUACUGAACAGAUUCUUCUUUUCUCCUCUUGUCCCACUGAUAAAUUGAAUAUCACACAAUUAAGUGUAUGAGGAUCUUAAAAUAGACUUCAAAAUCAAAGUCCUUUUGUAUUUUUUUGCUCCAGUCCUGCUUUGCUACAAUCCUGGUAAUUUCUCUCUCUUCCUAGUGCCUUAAGCAGCAGUGGCUGAAUCUCAAUAGCUUCAAAUCAGUGAAGUAUACAAAAUGAUGUGGAAUCUUUUGAGUCAAAGGUCAUUACUAUAAUUAGUUUCAAUAAGCUUGAACUUUGAAACAUUUGUCAGAAGGUUGCUUUUAAUAGAAAUUGCUUAAAAGUGAUUUGUUUUUCCUACAUCCAUUCUGUUCUCAGGAUCCAUGACAAACUUCCUUCCCCUGUGUUAAAAAGGUGAUAAUUACCUGAUGCUUUGUUCACCCCAGUUACUGUAUCAGGAAAUGGAUUGGGACCAAUUUGACUUGAACCCUAAAGUAAUUGCUGCUCUUAAAAAAGCUGACAUAAAAUCAGUGAAAGAGAUUUUAAAUCUUUCUGAAGCAGACUUGAAAAGAUUGAUGAAACUAUCCAGUGCAGAUAUACAGUAUUUACUGAAAACAAUCUCUCACGCGCUGAGGAAAAAUAGUAUGCUUACAGCGCUUCAGCUCUACCAAGAUGAACAUCAUCUCACCUCCCAACACCAGAAACUAAGCCUGGGAUGUUCAGUACUAGAUAACUUGUUAAAAGGUGGCAUUCCUUUAGUGGGAAUCACAGAACUUGCCGGCGAAAGUUCUGCUGGGAAGACUCAGAUUAGUUUGCAGCUGUGUCUUUGUGUGCAGUAUCCUUACAAAUAUGGUGGAUUGGAGUCUGGAGCAGUCUACAUUUGUACAGAAGACGUAUUCCCAAGUAAGCGUUUGCAGCAACUCAUAGAUCAACAGCAUAAGCUGCGUGCAGAUGUUCCAACUGAAAUCAUACAGAAAAUCAAAUUUGGAAACAGUAUUUUCAUUGAGCAUGCAGCAGACCUAGACACCUUCCACAACUGCAUUACUAAAAGGAUUUCUUUACUGCUUACAAGAGGCAUGGUGCGGCUCGUGGUCAUAGACUCUAUUGCUGCUUUGUUUCGAUGUGAAUUUGGAGUUUCAGAUUCUGUUAAGAAAGCUCGGUAUUUGCAGACGUUUGGAGCACAGCUUCACAGUUUAAGCACUAGAUUCAGGACUCCAAUAAUGUGCAUUAAUCAGGUGACUGAUGCAGUGAGUGAAUCAGAAGCUGCUCAGUGCAACUGUAGUGCAGCAGAUAGCAGAGUUUCUCCAGCACUUGGAAUAACCUGGGCAAAUCAACUGCUAUUGCGACUGAUGGUCAGUCGAGUAUCACAACCUGAACAGUCAUCUGGAGUUGCAUUACACCACACCGGAAGUGUGAGGACUUUAAGAGUAGUUUUUGCUCCUCAUCUCCCUCCAUCUUUUUGCUACUAUACAGUAAAAUUGGAAGGUGUGAAAGGAAUAAAUCCAUUGCAUAGUAUGGCAUCCUGCUUCAACAAUUUAUAGAAUUUACUGUGCUACAGGAAGAAUUAUUAGUAACCUGAGGUUGUUCACAGAUGAGAGAAAUGGAUCCUGAAAUACAUAAAAGGUGAUAUGACAAUACAUUUUAAAGCCUCUUCUCCAUUGUGAAAAGCUGAUGUUUCUAUAUUUAGAUAUAUCAUCAGCUUUUCAUCUUGAGAUAAGUAUUCUGAAGGAGAGUAAAGCUGUGGGCAGGCAGACAGCAUAAUGUAGUGUGAUGUGGAGAUCCCUGUGUUAAGGAGACCUGACUUUUAAUUUUUUUAAUAGCACACUACUCAGCAUAACUGCAGUCGUACACCUUUUCUGCUUCCAGACCCAAAAGGGGUUCAAAUUCAACCAGUUAAUGCUGCCUACUUGUAUUUCUAGUCCUCAUGUUGGCAUUAAGCAUAGCCAUUUUUCUAUUUUUAGGGCCUCAGAAAUAACCUUUGUCACAGAUCAGCUGGCCUCUUCUUAAUAAAAGCACUUGUUCUUAAUGUUAGGACAAACAGGAAGAAAGACCUUUAUUUUAUAAUUUUAAUCAAAUUACUUUUUACUGCUUUUGGACUGUGUGGGCAUAUCUGACUUCAUGUAACUUCUACAAGUUAUUUAUUUGGAAAUUUAAAGAAAGGAUUAAAGGGUCACAGAAGCAAUGGUAGCUAUGAGAGGCAAAACAGACCUAAAAGGACUGGAUCUGUUAGUCAUAGACCCAGAACUUCCACUAAUAUGGUUCAUUUCAGCCUGCUCUUUUUUCACUUUUCCUGCUUUCCA